CGCGUCCUCAGAUGACCCCGGCAGGCGCUCCGGCCGCGCGGCGGGCUGGCUCCUGCCCUCGGCGGCGGCGGAGCUGGGCGGUCGCAGGGGUGCCUCCUGCAGCUGGAACCAGACCUGGCUAGAGUUUGCCAACUCUCUUGAUUUCAUAUAUGACCCAGCCCUGGAUUUGAAUCCAACUCAGGAAGGGAAAGGUUGCAUGAUGGAAUCCAGAUUUUCCCAAGAUAAGUUGCACCUUUUGGAUCAGUAUCGCUGAAGUUGUCUUCUGUUUGCUCAACACUAAAUCGAGUCCCUUGACAAGUCUGCUCAAAAAACAUAUAAAAUGGAUCUCAAAGAAAGCUGCCCGAGUGUUAGCAUUCCUAGCUCUGAUGAACACAGAGAGAAGAAAAAGAGGUUUACUGUUUACAAAGUGUUGGUCUCAGUUGGCAGAAAUGAAUGGUUUGUCUUCAGGCGAUAUGCUGAGUUUGAUAAACUCUACAAUACGCUAAAGAAGCAAUUUCCCACUAUGAACCUUAAAAUUCCAGCUAAAAGAAUAUUUGGCGAUAAUUUUGAUCCAGACUUUAUUAAACAGAGAAGAGCAGGCCUAAAUGAAUUCAUUCAGAAUUUAGUUAGACAGCCAGAGCUAUGCAACCACCCAGAUGUCAGAGCAUUUCUUCAGAUGGACAAUCCAAAGCAUCAGUCAGAUCCAUCUGAAGAUGAGGAUGACAGGACCAGUCGGAAGCAGCUAAACUCUACCUCACAAAAUAUCAACCUGGGACCAUCUGGAAAUCCUCAUGCUAAACCAACAGACUUUGACUUCUUGAAAGUUAUUGGGAAAGGAAGCUUUGGCAAGGUUCUUCUUGCAAAGCGAAAACUGGAUGGGAAAUAUUAUGCUGUCAAAGUGCUGCAAAAAAAGGUUGUUCUCAACAGGAAAGAGCAAAAGCAUAUUAUGGCUGAACGUAAUGUGUUGUUGAAAAAUGUGAAGCAUCCAUUUUUGGUUGGAUUACAUUACUCAUUUCAAACAACAGAAAAGCUUUAUUUUGUUCUGGAUUUUGUUAAUGGAGGAGAGAGCCUGCCUGCCUGCCUGAGCUAUGCGGGGGCUCAGUGCUUCUCUCGGCAGCUACAGUGCCCCCUGGGACUGCCCAGGUCAGGUGCCAGCAAGCGGGUACUGCCUUGGGGGCCCCUGCGCAGCUCAGGAACCACUCAGCCUGCCAGCAGCUCGCCCCCUCCCCCUCCACCACCACUGAAGAGGCAGCUAUUCUUUCAUUUACAAAGAGAACGUUCCUUUCCUGAACACAGAGCCAGAUUUUAUGCUGCUGAAAUAGCCAGUGCUUUGGGCUAUUUGCACUCUAUCAAUAUUGUAUACAGGGAUUUGAAACCAGAAAACAUUCUCUUAGACUCACUGGGACAUGUUGUUUUAACAGAUUUUGGGCUCUGUAAAGAAGGGAUUGCUACUUCUGACACCACUGCAACUUUUUGCGGGACACCAGAAUAUCUUGCCCCUGAAGUGAUCAGAAAGCAGCCGUAUGACAACACAGUAGACUGGUGGUGCCUUGGGGCAGUUCUUUAUGAAAUGCUUUAUGGGUUGCCACCUUUUUACUGCCGUGAUGUUGCUGAGAUGUAUGAAAAUAUUCUUCACAAACCCUUAAAUUUGCGCCCAGGAAUCAGUCUGACAGCCUGGUCUAUUUUAGAAGACCUCUUGGAGAAGGACCGACAAAAUAGACUUGGAGCAAGAGAAGACUUUCUUGAAAUUCAAAGGCAUCCUUUCUUUGAAUCUCUCAGCUGGACUGACCUUCUUCAGAAAAAGAUUCCCCCACCAUUUAAUCCUAAUGUGGUUGGCCCAGAUGAUAUCAGGAAUUUUGAUGCAGUAUUUACAGAAGAAAUGGUUCCGUAUUCGGUUUGCAUCUCCUCGGACUAUCAUUUUGUAAAUGCCAGUGUACUGGAAGCAGAUGAUGCGUUUGUCGGAUUUUCUUAUGCACCACCUUCUGAAGACUUGUUUUCUUAGAAGGUUAGGAAUCUGUAAAUGCCUCACAAAUACAGAUCUUAAGAUGAACGAAAAUGUUAGGGCGUAAACAUAUUCCAAAAUGUGUACCUAGUGCCUCAUUUUAUAUGUAGGGUUAAAACUUAGGAACAGAUUUGCUCUGCUGUAUAUGAGAAAAUUGGGCAUUUUGAAUGGCUUUCUUUAGGAUGUAAACUGUUACUCCAGCUGCAUAGUAUAUUUUAAAAAGUUCUUUAGAAGCUGUUCCUUACAUUGAUCUGUUUUUAAGCAAGAACACUGACUGACUGUUUUCCUCCAGGUUUAUAUUUAAUGCCUCUCCAGGAUUUGGCUGUCUUUAGUAGCAGCAAACUUAGCACACUUAUAAAUGCCUUUGUAAUUAUUUACAGUGACUUAUGUGCUUGAAUUGUAACUAUGCAACUGUCUUUUGUACAUCAUUUGUUGAAAAAAGAUAAAUGUUUUCCAUGUUUCAUCAAUUUUUUAAAAUGCAAGUUCAUUACUUGACAGCACUUACCCUAAAUUUUAAUUCCUCAUUUAACUGCAAGGAUUCCUACAGAAUGAAAAGUUGCUCACUUAAGACUUCUUUAUCACCUUACUUAUAUUCAUCAUUACCUUACUCUGGAAGUAAUACAUUUUGAGGUGUAAAGGACUGUUCACAAAACAGGCUGGCACAAACUAACCCUAAAGGUUUGGGAACAUUACUAAUUGCACUGUCUAUAACUCACCUUUUCUAUGGUGAAACAUCUAAUUGACAAAUUUAUCAGCAUUAAAAAAUAUUCUUGGUUAAAAAAAAUAUUUUUUCCAAAGAUUUGUUGGGCAAUAAUUUAUUGCUACCUUUUGAAGGCAAUCUUGCUUAUGCCCUAUAGAAGGGAAAUAAAUGGUGCCAAAAAUUAGGUUUGUUUAAUUUCUUGUAUGUAUUUGAAAUACUAAUAUAUUCCAAAUUAAUUGUACCAAUAUUCAUAGUUGUUUUGUCUUUCUCUAUUUUAAUAUGUACCAACUCUUGGAUCUUCACUUGAUACUUGGGGGAAAAUAGCUAUUAAACUACCUUUUCAAUUA
Alligator mississippiensis (American alligator) is the source of this 3028-nucleotide messenger RNA. It is a transcript of the gene SGK3, whose product is annotated as serum/glucocorticoid regulated kinase family member 3. Gene Ontology annotation, biological process: protein phosphorylation. Bases 320 to 1981 code for a protein of 553 amino acids. The record is from RefSeq and is a predicted model, not a curated record. The transcript is spliced from 19 exons. Gene Ontology annotation, molecular function: phosphatidylinositol binding; ATP binding; protein serine/threonine kinase activity. Lineage: Eukaryota; Metazoa; Chordata; Crocodylia; Alligatoridae.